AUGGUCGUAUUUUUUGUUGUACUUUUUCUAUGUUCUGUGGUUGUACCCAUAGAGUAAGAAAGUCUUGUCUCUGGUUGUACCUAUCUGUUAUUAUCAUAAUAGGGUUAUUUGCUUGUUAAAUGAUUUGAUCCAUAUGCUUUUAUGUUCUGUGCCCAUAUGUUUUUUUAGUUUAUAAAAAUAAUUUCGUUGUGGUAACAUUUCGAGUCUUUAGUAAGUUACUAAUAGUAACAACUAUUGUUAUAUUUAUAAAACAAGUUAAGUACCUACCUAUAAUUAAUAAGAAAAUAUGGAAUUUGAUUUAAAAGAAGAUUUGGCACCAACAAACCAAGACGUUUUAAUUAUACAACCCAUAAAAGGCGACACCAUCCAUAGAAUAUGUUCUGGACAGGUGGUUUACAGUCUGGCAAUAGCAAUGAAAGAACUAGUUGAAAAUGCAGUUGAUGCAGGUGCCACAAUAAUAGAUGUUCAUUUGAAAGAAUAUGGUUCUGAAAUCUUAGAAGUUUCUGAUAACGGCACUGGUGUACAAAAAGAAAACUUUCAGAAUUUAACUCUUAAACAUUACACUUCUAAACUUCAGAACUUUGAGGAUUUGGAGAAUGUAACAACUCUUGGAUUUAGAGGUGAAGCACUUAGCUCCCUCUGUGCACUUUCUAAUUUAUCUAUAACAACAAAGUAUACAAACUCUGAAAUAGCAACUAAAAUUAUUUAUGAUAAUAAUGGAAAAAUAAUAUCAGAAACACCAAUUGCCCGGGCUCAAGGAACAACUAUUACGCUUGAAAAUUUAUUUUCAUCCUUACCAGUCAGAAGAAAGGAAUUUAUAAAAAAUUUAAAAAGAGAAUUCAACAAAAUGUGUUCUUUGCUUUAUUCUUAUUGCCUUGUAUGCAAAGGUAUCAGGUUUAAAUGCAUCAAUAUUAACAAAAAUGGUAAUAAAUCUGUAAUUGUUGCCACUGAGGGAAGUAGUUCAGUAAACGAAAACGUAAUAAGUGUUUUUGGGACCAAACAAAUCGCAUCUCUAGUAGAAAUUCCUCUUAGCAUUCCAGAUGAACAAACUUUACAAGAGUUUGGUUUAAAUAUAUCUGAUGGAAAUGAAUUGCCCUUUUCUUUUGAAUGUUUAACAUCCAGUGCACAACAUGGUAGCGGUCGUAGUUCUACAGAUAGACAAUUUUUUUAUAUAAAUUCAAGUGAGGUUAGAAUGUCGCAAGCGUGCUAUAAGUGCAAUAACCAAUGUGUUUUAAAGGAGAACAAGGACAAGUUAUUUGGUUACCCCUGUGAUUUCUGCAAGAAGAUAUGUGGCGAGUGUACCGGCUUAAUGGCUCAAGAAAAUGCAAGGAGUGAAUCAAAAAGCUACCCCAACUACAAAACAAGGUACAAUACAACAGUAAAGAACCUGGAAGAACUUAAGAUUGAAGUAGACUCACUUAAAGGUUCGGUGAAGCAAAGCAGAAAGGAAAAUGAUGAAAUUUGGAAGGAAAUAAGUAAAUUUAAAGAGGAGAUGAACCAGGUAAUUGGAAAAUUACCAGAGUCAAGCUAUGCCGACGCACUGAAGCUUGAAAUGAAAGUAGAGAUAAUUAAAACACCAGAAGUAACCAGCAUUAUUUGA
Molecule: messenger RNA, 1600 nt
Organism: Brassicogethes aeneus
Lineage: Eukaryota; Metazoa; Arthropoda; Insecta; Coleoptera; Nitidulidae
Source: the annotation of a GenBank genome assembly